Panthera uncia (snow leopard) is the source of this 2186-nucleotide messenger RNA. RefSeq names its product aminomethyltransferase (gene AMT). Gene Ontology annotation, cellular component: mitochondrion. The record is from RefSeq and is a predicted model, not a curated record. The transcript is spliced from 9 exons. The coding region runs from base 423 to 1634 and encodes 403 amino acids. Gene Ontology annotation, biological process: glycine catabolic process. Gene Ontology annotation, molecular function: aminomethyltransferase activity; protein binding. Lineage: Eukaryota; Metazoa; Chordata; Mammalia; Carnivora; Felidae.
UGCGUGCUCCCCCCCCCCCCACUUCCCCUCCCCCAUGUGACCUUGCACUCCGGGUGUCCUGAAUGUGCAAUUCAGGCCUUCCAGCCCUUUAUGGAACUUUGGCCUUUUGGAGGCUGGGCUGUCAUCAAGGGGAGGUCUAGCCCCUGGCUCUGACUCCAAGCAGUUUAACUGGUUUGGACUGCCUAAUCUGCCCAGAAAGAUCAGCUGGAAGCACCUGGGGCUGUUUCCCUACAGAAAGGAGUCACUGCACUCUGCUCUAAAGCCCCGCCUGCCCUUAGGGCUGCCUGCCUUUUGGGCUGCCCGCCCCUUCUGAUCCCCUUUAUGGGAGAGAGACCUGUCCAAGCAGAGCCUGGACUACAUCUCCCAGCGUGCCUGGCAGAGUGGUGGCCUCUGUGUGCCGGCUGCACCAUUUGCGGGCAACAAUGCAGCGGGCAGUAAGCAUGGUGGCCCAUCUGGGCUUGCGUCUGCAGGCGCUCCCGUCGGCCCUGGGCCGUCCACUCAGUUGUGCACAGGACGUGCUCCGCAGGACACCACUCUAUGAUUUCCACCUGGCUCAUGGCGGGAAGAUGGUGGCAUUUGCAGGCUGGAGUCUGCCUGUGCAGUACCGGGACAGUCACGUUGCCUCACACCUGCACACACGCCGGCACUGCUCACUCUUUGAUGUGUCCCACAUGCUGCAGACCAAGAUACUUGGUUGUGACCGGGUGAAGCUGAUGGAGAGUCUAGUGGUUGGAGAUAUUGCAGAGCUAAGGCCAAACCAGGGGACGCUGUCACUGUUUACCAAUGAGGCUGGAGGCAUCUUAGAUGACUUGAUCGUGACCAGCACCUCUGAGGGGUACCUGUAUGUGGUGUCCAACGCUGGCUGCUGGGACAAGGACUUGGCCCUCAUGCAGGGCAAGGUCAGGGAGCUUCAGAACAUGGGCAGUGAUGUGAGCUUGGAAGUGGUGGAUAAUGGCUUGCUAGCCCUGCAAGGCCCCACUGCGGCCCAGGUAUUGCAGGCCGGCGUGGCAGAUGACCUAAGAAAAUUGCCCUUCAUGACCAGUGCUGUGAUGGAAGUGUUUGGCGUGUCUGGCUGCCGUGUGACCCGCUGUGGCUACACAGGAGAGGAUGGUGUGGAGAUCUCGGUGCCAGCUGCAGGGGCAGUCCACCUGGCAACAGCUCUGCUGGAAAACCCAGAGGUGAAGCUGGCAGGGCUGGCGGCCCGGGACAGCCUACGCCUGGAGGCAGGCCUCUGCCUGUAUGGGAGUGACAUUGAUGAACACACCACACCUGUGGAAGGCAGCCUCAGUUGGACAUUGGGGAAGCGCCGCCGAACUGCCAUGGACUUCCCUGGAGCGUCGGUCAUUCUUCCUCAGCUGAAGGGCAAAGUGCAGCGGAGACGUGUAGGGUUAAUGUGCGAGGGGGCACCUAUGCGGGCACACAGCCCCAUCCUGAAUAUGGAGGGCACCAUGAUUGGUACUGUUACCAGUGGCUGCCCCUCUCCCUGCCUGAAGAAGAAUGUGGCCAUGGGUUAUGUGCCCUGUGAGUAUAGUCGGCCAGGUACCCCGCUGUUGGUAGAGGUGCGGCGGAAGCAGCAAAUGGCUGUGGUCAGCAAGAUGCCCUUUGUGACUACAAAUUACUAUACCCUCAAGUGAGGGUGGAUUGGGUCAGGGUCCUUCCCAUCCAGGAGCCUGGACCUGGAGGGCAUUCUACAAGAGUUAGGAAGCUAAGGCUGAAUACUCUGGGGUAGGUGGCUAGGGUGGAGGAUGUUUCUGAUUUUCUGGUGUGUGUGGGGGGCAAACCACCUAUUCUCUCUCUCAUGUGCCUCUCCUCUUGGAGAGGUACACUUCUUGAAAGACCCCAUUUCUGGGGCGCCUGGGUGGCUCAGUUGGUUAAGCGUCCGACUUCAGCUCAGGUCACAAUCUCACUGUCUGUGAGUUCGAGCUCCGAGUCGGGCUCUGUGCUGACUGCUCAGAGCCUGGAGCCUGUUUCAGAUUCUGUGUCUCCCUCUCUCUCUGACCCUCCCCCGUUCAUGCUCUGUCUCUCUCUGUCUCAAAAAUAAAUAAAUGUUAAAAAAAAAUUAAAAAAAAAAAAAAAAGACCCCAUUUCCGAGCAACAGAUCAGUUCAUGCAAUGUCAGCUUGUGCUCCCAUUGACCCCAUUCUUGUCUGCUGGAGGGCUAUGGGAAGCACUAGUUCUGGCUUCUCU